UACACUCCUCCCCGGCGCUCCAAACACCCUGCACUUUUACAAUUAAAGCGAAAAGCCCGAGGUUGUCCGGAUUGCGUCGCUGCACGGUCGCAGGAAUUAUUAUUUUACUGCAUACUGAACUACAUUAUUCCGGGCUUUUUUUUUUUUGUGGGUGGCUGCCACCUUGUCCUCCGGUUUAACGGGAUACUGCAGGCUGUAUGGAGGGAUGUCGGCAUGGCUUGCACCAGGAGAACCAAAACUUUGGUGUCGACAUGCGUGAUCCUGAGCGGCAUGACCAACAUUGUGUGCCUGCUGUAUGUUGGAUGGGUUACUAACUACAUCGCCAAUGUGUACAUCAAAGUCCCCAUGCCUGUAGCGGAGAAAAAGUUAGAAGGUGACAAAAGGGGUGACACUCUCCGGAUCAUGGAGAGGCUGGACCGACUGGAGACUGUGGUCAACCAGCACAUACAAGAGACUCCAGGGAGGGGAGAGGACGGUCAGGCGGACACUUCAUUCUCUGACUCAUCGCUGUUUGCACACUGGGGUCAGGAGCUGGGUCCGGAGAACCGCAGGGUGGCACUGAAGAUGUUCCAGUACUACGGCUAUAAUGGCUACCUCAGUGACCGUCUCUCAUUAGACAGGCCAACACCAGACCUCAGGCCUGAUGGGUGCAGAAACAUUACAUAUCCUUUAAACCUCCCUCAAGUGAGCAUUGUGUUCAUUUUUGUGAAUGAGGCCUUGUCUGUCAUCCUGCGGUCCAUUCACUCCGCCAUCAACAGGACGCCCACCCAUCUCCUUAAAGAGAUAAUCCUGGUAGACGACAACAGCAAUAACAAUGAGCUAAAGGAGAAGCUGCAGGACUUUGUGUCAGAGACGAACAGCCAGCGUCCAGGAUUCAUCAAGAUGGUGCGGCACUCCAAGCAGGAGGGUCUGAUCCGCUCCAGGGUGAGUGGGUGGAGGGCUGCCACCGCUCCAGUUGUUGCCCUGUUUGAUGCCCAUGUCGAGUUCAACGUAGGCUGGGCCGAGCCUGUUCUCCAGAGAAUUCAGGAAGACAGAACGCGCAUCAUCUCCCCAUCAUUUGAUAACAUCAAGUACGACACGUUUGAGAUUGAAGAGUAUCCGCUGUCUGCGCAGGGCUUUGAUUGGGAGCUGUGGUGUCGCUACCUCAACCCACCCAAGUCCUGGUGGCACAAGGGCAACAAGAGUGCUCCCAUUCAGAGCCCGGCCCUGAUCGGCUGCUUUGUGGUGGAUAGGCUUUACUUUGAGGAGAUUGGUCUGCUGGAUGAGGGGAUGGAAGUGUACGGAGGAGAGAACGUGGAGCUCGGCAUCAGGGUGUGGCAGUGUGGGGGCAGUGUGGAGGUCCUGCCUUGCUCUCGCAUCGCCCAUAUCGAGCGCGCACAUAAACCCUACACAGAGGACCUGACGUCUCAUGUGCGACGCAACGCCCUCCGAGUCGCCGAGGUCUGGAUGGAUGAGUUUAAAAGCCACGUGUACAUGGCCUGGAACUUACCUCAGGAGGACUCAGGGAUAGAUAUCGGCGACAUCUCUGAGCGGAAGGCUUUGAGGAAGAGGCUGCAGUGUAAGACGUUCCGGUGGUACCUGGUCAACAUCUACCCCGAGAUGAGGAUGUACUCCGACACCAUCGCAUACGGAGUACUAAAAAAUUCUCUGAAGAGUGAGCUGUGUCUGGACCAGGGGCCCGACUCUGACAACGUCCCCAUCCUCUACCUGUGCCAUGGGAUGACACCUCAGAAUGUGUACUACACCAGCACUCAGCAGCUACACGUCGGGCUCCUCAGUCCCACCGUUGACGACGAUGACAACAAGUGCCUGGUGGAUGUGAAUAGCAGACCGCGCCUCAUUGAGUGCAGCUAUGCCACAGCCAAACGCAUGAAGCUCCACUGGCUCUUCACUCAGGGAGGAUCCAUUCAGAACAGGAAAUCAAAGAGAUGCCUAGAGCUUGUAGCAAGCAGUGACAACGAGUUUGGAUACCAACUGGCUCUCCAAAAAUGCACUGGACAGAAAUGGUUCAUCACCAACACACUGCUUAGCAGCUCCUUAUGAUGGAGACUCGACACUGGAGCGAGUAGCACACUGGGCUGGACGGAGUGGUUUGGGUUUGUGUUUGUCUGGGUGUCGGGGUGAGAGGAGAAGAGGAGGAGGGAGGCCUGUGAGAGGAGGGGAGAGGAGAGCAAUGCAUGGACAAACACAUCCACUUGGAGCGCCUGAUGUCCUCAGAGAAGCAGCUGACAUCACAUGAUAAAUGUUAAACAUUUUAUUUUACCUACAGGAUCAGCCAUAGUUGGCAGAUAUUUUCCAUUGCCAGAUUUGACAAUGUAGUAUAUUAAGUAUAUUUUGUGGCAAAUAUAGUCAGAUUUUAUGUUGACUUCAAAGUUGUACUGGGUCCAAUAUGUUUUUUUUUGUACUUUACUCAUAAUUGCUACUAUGUAGCAAUCUUUCAGAACCUGUCCCUGCUGUAAUUAUUAUUUCUAGUGUCUCAGGUUUGUAGGUUUAUUAUGCGAUUCAACUGUACAGUUGUGGGGAAAUGUCCACAUGUUGGAAUAUA
Myripristis murdjan (pinecone soldierfish) is the source of this 2545-nucleotide messenger RNA. It is a transcript of the gene galnt18b, whose product is annotated as UDP-N-acetyl-alpha-D-galactosamine:polypeptide N-acetylgalactosaminyltransferase 18b. The record is from RefSeq and is a predicted model, not a curated record. Gene Ontology annotation, molecular function: polypeptide N-acetylgalactosaminyltransferase activity. Gene Ontology annotation, biological process: protein O-linked glycosylation. NCBI's taxonomy places the organism in Eukaryota, Metazoa, Chordata, Actinopteri, Holocentriformes, Holocentridae. Gene Ontology annotation, cellular component: Golgi apparatus. Bases 214 to 2043 code for a protein of 609 amino acids. The transcript has 11 exons.